CCGUUGACGCAUGCGUGCAAAGGAAUUGGCGGAGUUGCCAGCUGGUGGUGGUUUAAUUUUGGGAUAGGGUUAGAGUUUUAUUUUAAAAUCCUCGUUUCAGGCGGAGCUAAAGCCGAGUGGUCGGAUCAAGAAACGGGUUUGUUGGUGAUGUUUGAACGGGUGGCUCAGCUGGUGACGAGACGAAUGGCUGGUUGAUUGUCCAGGACUGACCGAAGGAGUGGCCGAGCCGCUUGUACAACUGGUGGAAGGAGUUCCCCUCCAAAUGGUAUUCGAUCUUAUUGGUUUGGACUUGUAGAAGAUUUUAAUUGUUUGGAGAAAAUGGGGACACCUGGAUCUGGAAGGAAACGAACGCCUAUUAAAGACAGAUUCUCUGCUGAAGAUGAGGCCCUGAGCCACAUUGCCAGAGAGUCACAGUUUACAGCAGCAGCAAAAAGAAUUGCCCGAGCAGAAGCUCGAGAUAUCCGUAUGAAAGAACUGGAGCGACAGCAAAAAGAGAUUUACCGCUCAUCUGGUAGGAAGUGGGGAGAGAUUCAUCAAUGGAUGGAGAAUACAGAACGUGCCAAGCAUUCUUAUAGGCCUAGCCGACAUCACAUGGCAACAAAUCAUGAUGCCUUGUCUGUUCACCGUGCUAGCAGCCAAAGGUGUUCCUCCUCUGAUGUGGGUGUGUCUCAGAGAAGCAGCUCAAGACGAAAUGACCUUGUGAUGAUAUCUUAUGGAAAGGACAAGUCAAUUCAACCUGAUAAAAGUUCACGAGCUACCUCUGUUUACAACAAUGCCCAUGCAGUCAGGAAGAAGCUGUCCACUUCCAAUAAUGGCCUCUUGAGUGGAAUAUACCAUAACCAAAGAAAGCUCAGCACCUUAAAUAGCACUAAAUCUUCCUCCUAUUAUACUCUGCCGUCGUCUCUCUUUAACGCUUCUGUUACAACAUCCAAGAAUUACAGGGCCUCUUCUAAUUUGGGCAAGGGCCUAAUUCGAAGCCAGAGUUUGGUGUCAUUGAACGAUGAGAGACUUUACAGUUACAGUCGGAGAUGUAGUUCAAGAACUCCAUCUGAAUACAGUUAUUCUUCUCGAGCAAGUUCAGUGCACAGUAGCCCGAUGAAUUCAGAUGAUGAAAGAAUGAGUAUCGUGUCCCAAGACAAUAUCAGCCGGGGACGUCGUGACAGUGUGUCCUCUGAUUUUUCUGAUCACAGUGGAUCGAUAGCUGACUAUUUUAGCCGCUCAAACCGCAGGGGAAGUGUGGUCUCAGACUUGGAUGAUAUUUCUGCCCCAGACCUCCUCAGUCUGGAGGAGAAGACUGAACCAUUUUCUCGGCCUGCUUCUCGAAAUGCAGUUGCAGGGUUGUCACCAGCAACACUAGCCUCACUUGGAGGAUCGUCGUCUCGACGAGGGAGCGGGGAUACCAGUAGUAUACUAGAUCCAGAUGUUUCACUCAGUGAAUUGCGGGAUAUCUAUGAGCUUAAGGACCAGAUACAAGAUGUAGAGGGGAGAUACAUGCAGGGAUUAAAAGAACUUAAGGAUUCCUUAUUAGAGGUUGAAGAAAAAUAUAAGAAAGCUAUGGUCUCCAAUGCACAACUAGACAAUGAAAAAUCUAACCUCAUCUACCAAGUGGAUACACUAAAAGAUGUCAUUGAGGAAAUGGAAGAACAGAUGGCAGAGCUGUUUAGGGAGAAUGAGGAAAAAUCUAAGGAACUGGAACGACAGAAGCAUGUGUGUCGUGUGUCACAGCACAAAAUAGAAGAACUUAAAGAGGGCAUUCAGCAAAGAGAUGAACUUAUAGAGGAAAACAAGUCUUUGCAGCAAAGGGUGGACACUCUCACCAGGGAUGUGUUUGAUCUGCAGGAAACUGUCAACUGGAAAGACAAAAAAAUUGGGGCUCUAGAGAGGCAGAAAGACUACUUUGACUGCAUUAGAAAUGAGCGUGAUGAGCUGAGAGAUGAGUUGGCUGAUCUAAGGGAAAAAACAAAGAAACACGGUCUGGUUAUAAUCCCAGAAGGCACGCCUAAUGGUGAUGUAAAUCAUGAACCAAUUGUUGGUGCUAUAACAGUUGUAUCUCAAGAAGCUGCUCACGUGCUUGAAAGUGCAGGAGAUGGACCACUAGAUGUACGGCUAAAGAAACUGGCUGAUGAAAAGGAAGAAUUGCUUGCACAGAUCAGAAAGCUGAAAUUGCAAUUGGAAGAGGAAAAACAGAAGAACUCAAGGAUUGAAAAUGUGUUCACCGAUUCUGAUCGGCUAGAAAAUGGCACAGACCUACAAAUUCUGGAAAUGCAGAGAGAUGUAAAUAGGCAGCUGAGUGAGUACAAGUUUAAACUGUCUAAGGCAGAACAAGACAUUGCCACUGUUGAACAAAAUGUUGUCAGACUUGAAGGGCAGGUGCUUCGCUAUAAAACAGCAACAGAAAACUCAGAAAGAAUAGAGGAUGAACUAAAAGCAGAAAAGAGGAGGUUGCAGCGAGAGUUACGAUCAGCAUUGGAUAGGAAUGAAGAGAUGGAAAUGACCAAUAGCCACUUGAUGAAGCGAUUAGAGAAGAUGAAAGCCAACAGAAAUGCAUUACUCUCUCAGCAGUAAAGAAAGAAGAGCUGGGGCACUGUAUCUAUAACUAGCAGAACUUCCAUGCAUCGCAACUUAAAGAGCCUUUUCAUUGGUACAACCACUUUCAAACACUGAAAAAUGUCCUUUUAUUAAGGCUUCAGUUUUAUAAGUGUUGGCAUAAAGUUUUUGUAAUUUAUGAGAGAUUCAUGGCAUUGUCUAAUGUCUAUGUUUGUUAAUUGUGAAUUGUAUUGUCUGUUUAGCUCACUGGGUUAAGAGCCUUUGAAAUGGGUUGUGUCUUUGUAAUGAGCAAUUUUAGCAGGCAAAUACAAAUAGAUAUGAUUGUGUAUGGCUUUAAUAUGCCAAACUGAUCUACAUAAACCUUUCUGCUGCUUAGAAAUUAUAGUGGUUGCUUAAGACCUUGAACGACUGUGUGAACAGAACAGAUGCACAAGGUAACCUCAUGAUCCUUUUGAAAAUCUGACUACUCUCAUUUGCCAAUUGUUCUGUGCACCCCACAAUACAGGAAUCCCACUUCAAGUGCCUUCCACGCGGUGCAAUGGAGAUUACCUUGAUUUGGUUAUUCAGUCAAAUUUAUGGACCAUUCAUUUGGUCUGAGAUAUUUUAGAAACAAAGUGGGUAAAUUUCUAAGAUAAGUAUCUGCCAAAAGUGACACACUUUUUUUCUUUGAGAACACAACUUCAAAAUUAUCAUUUAUGUUACAUGCGACUUAUUCAAGUAAAGAAAUGGAUUGUGGUUAAAAUUGAUAAGUUUUGCAAACGUCCCUAUGGUUUAGUUUAAAACACAUGAACAGGGCUUCUCUGCUGCUCCCUACUUCAUGGAGUUAAAAGAAAACAAAUGGAAAGAGUUAUUUCCUUUUCUGUACAAAAUAUUGGACUGCAUCUUCAGAGUAUUACUGGUGUUGCUUGUUUAUAAGGGUUUUGUCUUUCUGGAAAAAUAAAGGCAUGUGAAUGGGGAUUUUGACAAUAAAUGAAACUGUGGGCACUUUAUAUAAUGAGACCACA
Molecule: messenger RNA, 3551 nt
Organism: Stegostoma tigrinum
Lineage: Eukaryota; Metazoa; Chordata; Chondrichthyes; Orectolobiformes; Stegostomatidae
Gene: lrrfip2
Product: leucine rich repeat (in FLII) interacting protein 2
Exons: 30
Coding region: 319-2565 (748 amino acids)
Biological process (GO): regulation of DNA-templated transcription
Source: RefSeq, a predicted model, not a curated record